GUUGGGACCUGGGAAAGAAAAUUACCCCGCAGAGGUAACGAGGUGGAGAAAAACAGAAGGAAGAAGAACACGUUACAAACCAUGGGAGUGUGCGGGGUUGCUGUUUAGUCGUCUACAAUGCAAGCGGACGUGCUUUCACCGUGAAUUCAUACAAGGAGGUUUCUGUGUGGUAGUGUAACCUUCCCUCUCCCCCAUCAUGCUGAGUUUCCUGCGCAGGACGCUGGGGCGACGCUCCAUCCGGAAACAUGCAGAGAAAACCCGGUUAAGGGAGGCCCAGCGUGCCACGACACACAUCCCUGCUGCUGGGGACGCAAAGUCUAUCAUCACCUGCCGCGUUUCCUUACUGGACGGGACGGACGUCAGUGUCGACUUGCCGAAAAAAGCCAAAGGUGAGGAGCUGUUUGACCAGAUCAUGUACCAUCUGGACAUCGUAGAGAAAGAUUACUUCGGACUGCGCUUCAUGGACUCGGCGCAAGUGCCGCACUGGCUCGAUGUUACAAAAAGUAUCAAAAAGCAAGUAAAAAUUGGUCCACCAUACUGCCUUCACAUGAGAGUAAAGUUUUACUCGUCAGAACCGAACAACCUGCACGAGGAGCUCACCAGAUAUCUAUUUGUGUUACAGUUAAAGCAAGACAUCCUCAGUGGCAAGUUAGAGUGUCCAUUUGACACAGCGGUGGAGUUGGCUGCCUUUUCGCUACAGGCUGAGCUUGGUGAUUGUGACCCAUUAGACCACAGUCUGGACCUGGUAACAGAAUUUCGCUUCAUCCCCAACCAGACAGAGGAGGUGGAGCUGGCGAUAUACAACGCAUGGAAGGAGUGCAGAGGUCAGACACCCGCCCAAGCUGAAAUUAACUACCUAAAUAAAGCAAAGUGGCUUGAAAUGUAUGGGGUGGACAUGCAUAUGGUCAAGGCAAGAGAUGGUAACGAAUACAGUCUGGGUUUGACACCGACUGGAGUUCUGGUGUUCGAAGGACAAACCAAGAUUGGGCUCUUCUUCUGGCCCAAGAUCACUUGUCUGGAUUUCAAGAAGAGCAAACUGACACUUGUGGUAGUGGAGGAUGAUGAACAGGGCAAAGAACAGGAGCACACCUUUGUGUUCAGGAUGGACCACCCCAAGGCCUGCAAGCACCUCUGGAAGUGUGCUGUGGAACACCAUGCUUUCUUUAGGCUGAGAGGACCGGUAGAGAAGAACUCUUCUCGCUCUGGAUUCAUACGCAUGGGAUCACGCUUCAGAUACAGUGGAAAGACAGAGUAUCAGACAACCAAGGCCAAUAAAGCAAGGAGGUCAGCCUCCUUUGAGAGAAGGCCCAGUCGACGUUACUCCAGAAGAACCAUGCAGAACAGAGGACACUUACAUCCUCAGGAGGUUCUUUCCUCAGGCAAUGGAGUCAGCUCCAGCAAAGACAACAAGGUUUCCUCCAGUAGAGGUACCUGGACAGCCUUGCCUGUGGUCAGCCCAGUAGCUGCUUCUGCCUGUGGACCAAUGGAAAUCGAGGCUCUACCCAGGAGUCCUGGCGGAGAAAAGAGGAGCCUGCCUGUGGUUGCUGACCUGAUGGAGACGUGCAUUGAUGAUGUCCUCAGGGCUCCUGUCGUUCCCACAGUCACGGCUACAGACGAGGCCGGACCCAGCAACGCAUACGCCAGCCCCAGUGUCAGCGGAGAGGACCCUCUCAGCCUCAGUGAAGCAGCAGCUCGUCUGAAGCAGCUGGCGUUGGACAACAGUCCGCUUCUUGCUACUCCAAGAAAUAACCUCAAUGUCAAUAUGGCCAUGAACAAUCAGGAGGACGUGGUGAAGCUCACAGAGAAGUGUGGUCUGAGCAGUACAGGCAGUAGUAGCCCAGUUGUCACUCCACUGCGCACCCCAGAGGAUCUGAAGAGUAACAUCCUGAAAGCGCAGGCUGAGGCUGCUGCCCUAAAGGGACCUUUGGAGGAACAUGUCCUAAUGGUUGGAGAUAAAAACUGUAACUUGCAGGAAGCUUCUGCCAGGUUAAAGGCUCGUACUGGGCGAAUGGGCAGUAACUCGUCUCUGUCCGUUAGCAGUCGCCCUGACAUCCAGGAGUCCUGGGACCUGCUCAAGCCCGCCUCACUGGUCUCAUCAGCAGGGGCCAGCGCCGAGAGGCUGGCGGAAGAUUUAAACCCCUCAGUUCCCAAGAUGUCCUCUGAGACUGCUGGCGAAGGCAUGCCACCAAAGGUUAAAUCAGAGGAAGCUGACCUGCAAAACAUCGUCCCGCUGUCUGACAACCUGAUCGAUUUCACAGAUCCAACUCCUGUUCUACCACCUGUGCAGCAGCCCAAACCUGUCAUCACACCUCGCUGGAUCAUUCCUACAUCUGCUCCUCCUGGCGUCUUUACUAACGGCCUGCUCGACCUUGACCCCCCUGCUAAGGUCAACCCUGUCCUCCCUGCAGAUGGGGGGGCAGCUCUCACCCCAGCCCUCCCCCACCUCGCUCACACACGUAACACCACCGCCAGCACUGUGGCUCAGCAGCCAGCCUCGGAAGAUGGAGCCAAACCCAGAGGUCUCCUGACCACUGAGCUCUGAUGGAGAAAUGAGGAGCAGCCAUCACAGCAUUAGUCUCCCUGACUGCUUUCCCCCCUCACCCCCUCACCCAUUCACAUACAAGCAAGCUGGUCCAGGUGUGCUGAACACUGAGGGCUAAGAGGAAAGUGGAACCCGGGAAGAGGCAGCUUACACAGCACCACAUACACACAAACAGGUUGAACUACACAGGAAAAUAAUAGAAAUAUGAUACAGACACAGCCUAGUUUUUGUAAAACAGUUAGCACCAGUAUUAACAUAUUUAGGAGCACCUAACUUCCUGUUUUAGUUUACUGUCAGUCACCUGCCAUUCAUGUAAUCCAUCCAGUCAACCAAACCUCGGUCUGUAAUAUCUGCACCACCUCCUUGUACAUGGCAAGUGAUAAAAAGUCUCAUUAUUCAACUUGUUUGCUGCAGAGGUGAAGUUGGGGCUGACACACUAAAAUCUCACGACACUGUAAGGUACGUUGCAUAUGAGCAUCCACCACUGACUUGUGACUUGAAAGGGUAGGUUGUCUUUUUUUAGUGCUGCUUUCCUCUCUUCUUUUUUAUUCUUGCUGUCUCACUGGUAAUUCACACCACUGGAUCCCUGCGACUCUGAGCUUCUCUGUACACACAGAUCACGCAGCAUGUCGAGCUGCUGAAGUACACUGGAUGAAGGACUGAAAGGAAAAUCUAUAAACAAAGACAGAUAAAAGAAAGACUUAAAGGGACUUAAAAUGUUGAUUCCAAGAGAUAAAAACACCUGGACUCUUAACACGAUGAAACGCGGACAUGGCUCUGUACUGUCCUUGUAGCACACUACAAACCUUUUUUUAAACUCUAAAUACUGCUCGUGAAGCUCGACUGGCAGCCACUGGAAAUGAAAACGCUGGAUUAUCUUUGCAACACUGGACCUUGAAAGAAUCUUUUCCAGUGAAUGACCGUAGACGUGGUUUUUCAACUGAUGUUUUUAUUGUCCUGCUCUUUUUGUGAUGUUUUGCCCGUCUCAGUACUUUUGAAUUGACACAUUUUGGUACCAGCAUCAUUUGGGGUUGAACAUCACUAAUGGCAGUUAGUUGUGUCUCUUUUUGUACCCUCUAUGUUCUGCCCCUCUGGAAACUCUUACCACGGAAGUAUGAAGUUUUAACAUUUUGUCUAAAACGUGAUCCUCACUUGAAGUCACUGUUUCCAUCUGUGACAGUUUUUUUUAUUUACGUUCAUUUUAACUUCUAAAUUGGUGAUGUAAUUGUGAAAGGGAACACUUUGUUAGUGAGCUGGAGGUGAACACUCGUUCCAGUUUUUGGAUCACCUCCCUGGAUAUCUGUAAUUUGACCCCAUUACAGCACAUGGCUCCUGGUAUUAACAUGUUGUAGUGACUACCCUGCCUUAUGGAAAUGAAUGUAUUCAAAUAGUCUCAUCUGAGAAUGCUUGAGAUGCCUCAGUAUGAAAACAUCCCUGACAAAUCCCUGUGAAAUAUCUUAAAAGCUGAUUUUGUACAUGUAAAACUGAGGCCUAAUUCUAACUUUUCUGAGUUGUUAAUGAAGUAUAUCACCUUUUUUUUUUAAGUCUGGACCCUUACACGAGUUCUCACACUACACAUCUGUAGUUUUUUAUGUUGUUGAUUUCAUUAUCUGUCUUGAACAAGGGAAGCUGACUGUUUUACAAUGUCUUCUUAGCAGUGACGGUUAUUUAUGCUACUACUCAGUGUAAUGUUCAAAUGUGACAUGUUGUCCAAAAGUGUCGUAGCGUACAGUUAUAAUGUGUUGUCAGUAUAAUGGCAUCAGCUGCCUGUAGAUAUGAAGUAGAUUUAUGUAUAUUUUUUGAAAGGUACGUUGGCAGUAUUGUUACUACACUCUGAGGAGAUUUCAGCAUUGAGGUGUUUUGUAAUUACAAACGAAGUAAGGAACGUGUUACUGAUCAAACUGGAAAAACACAGAUUGUCACGUCUCAAAUGCAAUUUUAUAUAAACUUUUAUUUUUUCCUGGAAAACCUGAUCAUGAUUCAGUAAAGCUUUGCUACAGUAGGA
Molecule: messenger RNA, 4547 nt
Organism: Chelmon rostratus (copperband butterflyfish)
Lineage: Eukaryota; Metazoa; Chordata; Actinopteri; Chaetodontiformes; Chaetodontidae
Gene: epb41l5
Product: erythrocyte membrane protein band 4.1 like 5
Exons: 26
Coding region: 197-2542 (781 amino acids)
Cellular component (GO): cytoskeleton
Molecular function (GO): cytoskeletal protein binding
Source: RefSeq, a predicted model, not a curated record